AUGGAUACAGAUGAUUCCAUAAUGAAAAUACCUCCAGGGAAGAGCUUAUUUGACAAGACUCCAGCACCUUCUGAAGGGAAGCACAGGAAAAAGUACUGCAGAUGUCAGAAGGUGAACACCAAGUCCCUGCACUCGGUAAACACACUGAGCACCUUGCAAAACUCCUUCCCUCAGUCCUUUGGCUGCCAUUAUGAAAAUGUGGAUUAUACUUCUGCAAUCCCAUAUCUAGAUGUUACAUCAGAAUUUGUCUCUCACCCAGAAAUAGAAUCCACUUUGGGAAACAGGAAAUCGUCGGCCAAACCCUUUCAUCGGAGGUACCUGCCGAAAUCAGUCAAAAAGCGACGUAGCCCCAAGCACCAAUUAAAGCCACUCGCACACAUUUCCAUGAAACGCCAGGAAUACAACAGUUUCAUUAACUUUACUAAACCAACAGAAAAACUGCAGAGAGCCAAAAGGCAAGACGACUAUUAUGAAUACUCAUCGUUUUAUCCAUUGCAAAGCCCAAGCCAAACAGACUCGGAGAACUUUGCGUACUUUUUCCCAGAGGACUACUUUGAAGGGAGCCGGACAAAACUUCCAUUGGCAUGGCCUACUCCUAAUGGUCUAACCUAUGCUAAAGCUCUGGAGAUCUGCCACCAGAUCCUCGCAAAUUCCACCAUUGGUUUAGCAUGUAAAGCCGUCCUUGGCAAGCAAAUGGAUGAGGCAAUUGGUAUGUGUCUUUCAGAUCUGCAACUCAAGGAUGAUGUGGCCUGGGUGACUGCAUUGAUAGCCUUUUUGGAAAACGAAUGUGAAAGAAGAGUGCUAGGAAACAGAAUAUUUCAUGUAGGAAACCAGCCAUCUGCUAGCCAGCAAGAAAUCCUCACCAUUCUCCGGUGUCCUGCUUUCUGUAAUGGCAAUGGACAAUGUACAGACCUGGGCUGCCGGUGCUUUGAAGACCACAGCUCUUACGACUGUAGUAUUGCCAGAAAGCACACUUUGGAAAUCACAGGCUUAGCGCACGGGGGCCUCUGCGAUAUCCGAGUCUCUGACUGUAGCAGGAUCCGGGUGUUCGGCCUUGGCUUCAAAGAUUCUCACAACCUGCACUGCAAGGUCACCAGAUUAAUUCAUCUCAACGGUGAAUGGAUAUCAAGAGAGCAAGAGACCACAAAAGCAGAUUUCCUCAGCUCUGAGGCCGUUGACUGCCAGAUUCCUCUGCUGAACGUUACAGGGAUGGAGGCUGUGCACUUCGUGGCUGGCGACGAGCCGCUCGCACGAUGGCAAGUGAAAAUCACUAAUGAUGGCUUCCAGUACAGUAAUUCCAAAGUCCUGACCCUGUACGAUGCAGUCUGCCAGGCCUGUGAAUUCCAUCCAACCGGAGUUUGUAAAUUAAAGGAAAAUACUUGUAAUAUAGACGGACUUUGCUAUGUUGAAGGAGAGUCAAGCCCUGCCAGUCCUUGCCUUCUCUGUGAACCUGACAUUUCUAAGUUUGCCUGGUCUAUUAAUGGAAACAACCUGCCUCCCGUGUUCCAAGCCCCCUCCAGCCAACUGCUGACCUUUAUUGGGGAGAAUUUUGUUUACCAGCUAGCAGCGCUGGAUCCGGAAGGGUCAGCUGUGCUCUUCAUCUUGGAGGCUGGACCGCAGGACGCCAGGCUCUCUCCCGCUGGCCUUCUCAUAUGGAAAGUUGUUUCAGAAGAAAUGCAGACCUUUGAAUUCACUGUGUCAGAUGAAUGCAAUGCACAGAGCAGAUACUCUAUUGAGGUUCUGCUAAAGCCUUGCAGCUGUGUCAAUGGUGGAACAUGUGUUACCAAUAUCAAAUUCCCCCCAGGCCUUGGUGAAUAUCUGUGCUUAUGUCCAAACGGAUUCGAUGGCGAAUUUUGCGAGGAAGAUAUUAAUAACGACUGCAAAUCAAACCCAUGUGGAAGUGGAGUGUGUGUGGACGGUGUGGGCAGCUAUAUCUGUAAAUGUCCCCCUGGUUUGGAAGGGCUUACCUGUCAGGAAGACAGGAACGAAUGCAAAGAGAAUCUCUGCUUUCCUGGAGUGCCUUGUCUGAACACCUUUGGAUCAUACAUAUGUGGAAUCUGCCCCCCUGGGAUGGAGGGAGAUGGUAAAACUUGCAAAUCUGUGCUUGCUGCUGACGUUACAGAAGAGCCCAUCAUUGACAAUAACGACGGCAGAGGUGAUCUGAACACGACGGAGGUUGAACGGCUAUUGCAACCCUUAGAGGCAAAGAAUUCUCCUGCAGUUAAGAGCAUCAACAUAAGUGAUACACAAGGCAAGGUACAAGAAUAA
This is a messenger RNA of Tinamus guttatus (white-throated tinamou), 2268 nucleotides long. The record is from RefSeq and is a predicted model, not a curated record. Lineage: Eukaryota; Metazoa; Chordata; Aves; Tinamiformes; Tinamidae.